GUGAUUAUAAAUAUCAGUAAAAACUGCCUAGCUAAAACUAGAGAAGUUUCGUGGUUGUGAGUUUGAUGUCGAGCUUAAAUUAUUGAGAUGAUAACUUACCAGCAUGUGUAUAUGCGAGAUCUUGUCAAACGUGUAUGAAAAAUGCAAAGAAAAGCACUGGAUAUAUCCUGGAAAAGUCCUUCAACAAUGCAUGUAAUGCAUAAAAGCAACUUGGAUGUAGUAGACAUCAAGGGAGAAAGUCUGGUUUCUAAGUCACCUGGUCAUGAAGAACUUCUGGUUUUCCAAGACAAAAAGAUGUCCAAUAAAAACAAGGUUCUUACAUCUCUCACAUCUGGAGCCUUUGCUGGAGCCCUUGCUAAGACAGUAAUAGCUCCUCUAGAUCGGACCAAAAUUAACUUUCAAAUUCACAACAAGAAGUUUUCAUUCAGGGAGGCCAUACACUUUUUGAUACAAAGCUACCAUGACCGUGGAAUCUUAGUGUGGUGGCGGGGAAAUUCUGCAACUAUGGCCCGUGUUAUACCUUAUGCCUCUAUUCAGUAUGCAGCACAUGAACAAUGGAAACAAGUUUUACAUGUGGACACUUUUUCAGAAAAGAAAGCUCAUCCUAGUAAGUCGUUCUUGGCAGGGUCACUGGCAGGAGUAACGUCUAGCACAUGUACAUAUCCUUUAGACUUAGCACGAGCCAGAAUGGCUGUAACACAUAAAGAGAGAUAUACAAGUCUGAUGCAAGUUUUUGUGAAGAUUUGGAGAGAAGAAGGGCCAAUGACACUGUACAGAGGCUAUUCUCCGACAGUUAUUGGUGUAAUACCUUAUGCUGGCACCAGUUUUUUUACGUAUGAAACAUUGAAAAGGCUACACUUUGAGUCUUCACAACAGUCAGAACCCCAUCCAGCACAAAGAAUGAUGUUUGGUGCAAUAGCAGGACUUCUUGGUCAGACAGCUUCUUAUCCUCUAGACAUUGUAAGGAGAAGAAUGCAAACUGCACAGGUUACGGGGAGAAGUUACCAUACUAUACUUAGUACAAUAACAGUGGUUCUUCGAGAGGAAGGACUUGUUGGUGGGCUUUUUAAAGGACUUAGUAUGAACUGGAUCAAAGGCCCAGUCUGUGUUGGGAUCAGUUUUACAACCUUUGACCUGAUGCAAAAUUUUUUACGGCACCUUCCAGUCUUUAUCAAUAGAUAAUAGUGUUAAAACAUAAAAUGUUAAUUUUUCAUUUUUGUUUUGGCAGGAAAUGGCUUUUGGCCUACAUUCGUGUCUUAGAGGGAUUUUUAAUUUUUUUUGGUCCAAUAUGUAUUUAUCUUGGGGAUGUUCUUGUAUCUAAUUGUUAAAUAAGCAACAAAUUAUACCUGCCAUGUAGUCUUUCAUACAUGUUACAACUGACUAUUGUAAAUUAAGGAAACAAAAAGAUUUAAGUUUUAAAAAAAUGGUUAUGGUAGGUAUUUGUAUUACAAAAUAUUUUGAUGGAGCUGGAGGAAAUUGGUUAAAAAACGAAUACUAAAUUCCUCGGUCAUUUCUGUAACUGGUGCUACCGAUUCAUAGAUUUUAUUUCUAUUAACUGUUUCAAAUUUUAGCUAAAAAACUGUUGUGGUACGAUGAAAUCAAAAACAAAAAAUGGAAAAACUUGUACCACAAAAAAAUGGUUAAUGUGAAAUAGAUGUUGAUUAUAAACUGUUAUUGUGCACUUUUUCUUUUGUCAUACUUGAGUUUCAAAAAUCAUUAUUUCUACGAAAGGGAUAACUUCUUUGAAUCUUGUUUUUGUCACAAGAGUAUUUUCAUUUCCUUAGUUUCAGGCACGUUUAUACAUGAUUUUUACAAGAUUGAUCUUUCUCUAACCAGUACAAUAAGCUGUUUGUUAAACAUUUUAUGUGUUGAGAUUAACUUCAAUGUCUGUGUUGAUCUCCGAACUGCUAAACGGAGAAAGAAUAAAAUGUUGAAUAAGCUAAUUUAUUAUGAUAAAAUUAUUCAAAUUUAACUUGCUCUGAGUAUAUCGGCUUCAUUUCUCACGUUGUCCUGUCAAUUAUAAAACGUCUUAAAUCACAAAUCAUCACGUCAUCAUUUCAGUCCACACAUAGCUAACAGUAACGUAGAAUAUUUUACACACUGCGAUAAGUUGACUGUUCAUCAAAACACAUUUUUUAACAUAUUUAAGUAAUGAAAAAUUAUCCCUUGAUAAACUUUAUACAAGUUUUCACAACUUGUGUUAUCCGUGAAAAUGCAUGCUUGUGUGCCUCAACUUAUAGUAGCCAAGUAUGGGUCUUGAACGUAAUUAUACCUUUCUUCACGAUUACAUGUGACAUGUGAUCCCACAUGUAUGAAAGUUGCAAGUUAUACAACACAGUGUCUUUAGUUGGAGGGGGGAGAUUGGUGUGGAAAACCUUCUAUUAUACUUAGAAGACGUAGAUACAAUUAAAUAAACAUCUUGAUUAAGAUCAAACAGAGCAUUAAGAACAGUCUGACCAAACUUAAUAAUAAGCACGCACUAAUUUAAUGAAUAAAGUCUAAAACCACAGAAAAAAUCCAAAUCUCGGCAACAGAAUAAAAACAUAACACAAUCACAAUUGAUCAGAGUUUGUAACUUGAUAGUAGGCUGUUGUAGGUGGAGUAUAGGUUAUACCAGUUAGGAACAUUGGUGAGAAUAUUCUUAACCUUUACAGUGAUGGUUCUUUUCCUCCUGUUUAAUGCAACUUAAGCUAAUAAUACUAUAAUGGGGGGCUGGAAUGUCAUUUAUACAUAUCAUUUCUCGUAGUAUGUAUUUUCUUUUAUUAAAGCACCCACCUUCACAUAAAUGGCUGCGGACAAUGGAAAAUGGUUAGGAUGUGGGAUCUUAUGGAGCACCCACACCUGCCUUUUUAAUUUAGCAGUUUGAGAGACAGGAGAAAGAAAGAUUAGUUCGAAGGACUGCACAUAGUUAUUGCCAUGCAGAUUGUUCCUCGUACACCCCCUAAAACUAGGAAUACAUUUUACAAUGUUCCUGCUGUUAAUGUUAUCCUGUUUCUGCCUUUUAUUUUUUCUCUUGGGGGGGGGGGGAGAGUUUUGUUCUUCAAAUUAGUAUUUAUACACGUGUAUAUAUUGUGUAAUAUGCAUUUGUGGUAGAAAAAGUAAGAAGAAUUAAAAAAAGGUUACCAAAAUAAUGAAAAGAAACUUGUUAUAAGUACAUUUCUGUAUAGUUGAACAGUAUGGCUAGGGUAUGAUUUCAGAUCAAUUAAUGUCUUAAAGGCAUUUAGUUGUUUCUUAUUAGAUAAAUAUAACAAUAGGUCCUUAAUCUGGCAUAAAAUGUUUAAGCUUUUUUCUAUGUUAUAAUGAAAUUCUGUUUCCAUACAAGUGUCCUUAUAUAUGACUAAUAGGAAUAGCUGAUUCAAACAAACGGUAUGUUACAACUAAUUACAUUAACAAACGUUAUGAUAAUAUAUAUCGCUAACGACCAGAAGCCAGUUUUAAUCCUGUCCCUUGGUGGGUUAGUGGUAGGUUUAUAGAUUUACAUUUUUAAAGUUUGGUGUUCAGUUCCUUGCAGUGAACAGAAUGUAGAUAGCUUAUUGCAUAGCUUUGCCAUAAAAACAGUCAGUCUUUAUAUUAUUAAAAGAUAGUAACAUGCUACCAACAUAGACUAAAAUAUAAGUGACUCGGAAAAGGAGGCUUUGAAUCCCCGUCACACGAAACGUGCUCGCCCUUUCAGCAGUGGGGGCAUUAUAAUGUGACAGUCAAUCCCACUUUUCAUUGGUAAAAGAGUAGCGUAACAGUUGGUGGUGGGUGAUAAUAAGUUUUUAACCAGGUAACUGUUAAAGAGAGAUUAGUAUUAGCUAAGAGAAAUAUCAAAUCCACCUGUAGCAGAUUUCAUUUCUACGUUACAGGUGAGUAGCAAGCAUUACAGAAUGGGGGAGGUUUUUUUAUUUACAAAACUAAUAUGGACCUUUUUAUUUACAUAAAGAACAUAAAUAGCUUGCAUAAAAAAUCAAACACUUGUUAAAAAUAAGAGAUAGUGUACCUUUAAAAUACGAGUCAUUUGAUGACCCACUUUUUUCAGCUACACCCUUGCAGUAUGUUGUAUAGAAGGUUAUGCUAUAUUUAAACUAUAAGUUACAUCACUGUAUAGUACAUCAGGAGAUAGCUUUACAUUUUAUCUUUUUUUCUGGAUAGAGCAACAUGUAACUGGUAGAUGAUGUUUGGAAAUGAAAGUUUUAUUCAGUAUUAACGCUGAAUCGAUAAUAUUCAAUAUUAUGUGUCUGUAAAGCUAAAACUGUUUUUCUAAUAUUCUUGUUAUUUACUGAAACCAAAUAAUUUUAUUCUUUGUCAUAUUUUUAGACUAUAUAAGGUUAUGCAUUUGUGUAAGAAAACUUCAAAAAAGAAGCAUUAUAGUUAUAAGCUAGUUAUUGUCUGUUGAUAAAAUUUAUUUUUGUUGGUAUUCAUGAUUUUUACAUACUUGAGGAUCCUAUCUGUAAAAACCAGUAAUGCAUGGUAAUGAAAUCAAAUCAAGUGACUUUAUAGGCAUGAUCUUUAUAUCUGCUUCAAUUGAUGCAUUGUGUCACAUUACAGAAUUGUUUUUACUGUAGAACAGUAUUUUUAAACGUUUGUCAUCCAUGCCCCUCCUUUAAUAAAUAUGGUUUCUUGUGUCCCCCCCUCUUUUUCUUUUGUAAGUAAGGGAAAGAGCGAGUUAAGUGAUGAUAUAUUAUUCACAAUUACGAGUUAAGUUGCUACGUGUCGUACUAAUUACUUAUUUUCAUCUAUAAAAAUAUAUUAAAAUGCUUAACUGAUACUACCUUAAUCACCUGUGCCCCACCCCCAAGAUAUAAUUUGCACCCCACCUCUUGGGAGGGCACAACCCACACUUUAGAAAAUGCUUCAGUAGAACAUAGAUUAAAGUGGUUUCAUGAUAAAGAGGACGUAUACCAGUUUUCUGUUUAUAAUUGAAUUAACAAUCAUUGGUAGUAGGUAAUGUUGUUAAAAGUGAUCUAGUCAUGAAGACACUGCAUUGUUGAAUAUUGAAUUGAACUUUAUUUAAUUCUUUAUAGUGUUAACUUUUCCUUAAAAUCUGACGGAAAUUUGUUUUUUGACUCGUUAACUAAUUCUGCAACCAACAAGUUGUUUUCGAAAGAAGAGUUGGUAAUCAGCUUGUAGUAGGUUUGUUUAGACAUUGCAGACUUAAAUGUUUUACACUCACUGAGUUCUAAAUGUUUGUAACACUGGUUUUGUUCUGAUAAUUCCAUCAACCUUUUAACGUGGGUUUUCGUUCCAAAGUGUGAAAACAAACUUUUUAGUUUGGUAAAAGUCAAUUCAGAGCUGUCUACACUGACAGCUUUAAGCAAGCGUAUCAGAACUUCUACCGUAUAGUAUAAUUUAAUCUCGAACAGAAGAGAUAAUGAUAUUUAUUCAAUAAAUACUGAAACGAGCCUGUGUGAAUGGGUCUUGAGCAAUUUUUUUUUGUUGUUUAUGUACAGCAGCUCCAUCUGUAAUGUGAUAAAUCAAAUUUGUUCAUUCUAAUUCAGAUUGUUUCUACUCACCAAUUUAUAAUUCAUUCAAGAAGUAAUAUCAUUGUGAAUUUGCAAAUGUAUAGAAAAACAUUUCAUAGUUUUAAUCAUUUCAACUGCUUGGGAGUUUGAACCACAGAUGACCUUAUAGUUGUAAUCCCCUUUAAGUUUUCAUGAAUUUCAACUCCAACAAAAGUAUGUAGUUUCAAUUUUUUUUUCUUCUUAAAAGUCUACAUAAAUCUCAGAGUAACAGGCACCAAAUUAUUUGUCUUGUAUGUUACUAUGAACCCUUUAUUAUGAUUCUAGGUUAAUAGUCUCUGACAUUCUUCUAUUCUUUGUUGUAUUGUUUUUUGAACGUCCAAAACUGAAUACUCUGAUUUCAGUUGUUAAUGUUCGUUUGAAGUUAAUACUUUCUUUAAAAACAGUUGUGAGUUUUUCAUGUACAAGCUUAGGUUCCUUAGUGCCACGUUUUACCAAAUAUACAUAUAUGCCUCGUGUAGCUUUAUCACCCUUUAUUAGGUUUAUUUAAAAUUUCAGGGUAGUUCAAUAGAUUUUUAUGUAAAUUACAUUUUUUUUUUCACUUUUAAUGAUGAGAUUUCGGAGAAGAACAUUUCAUUUGAACAAGUAACAAAGCAAUUAACUUAUAUUUACUGAGAAACCUCAUGACUGUAUAACUGAAAUUCAAGGACCAUAUAUGACAGUUACAUAUCUACUUCAACUAAAAUGUACGGUUUCUGGAAGUUUGAAGUCUUUAUAGAUGAUUAUUAAAAGCUUCCUGUUUGAUACUUGACAUUAGACAAGGGCAUUACAGAAACAAUAUGAAGUAGGUUGUUAAAUCUGGGAAUUCUAUGAUAUAAGAGUAUUUUAGAAUUAGUCGUUAAGAAAGGUUUUAUGAACUUGUACACCUUGUUUUGUUUGCUAAAACUAAUUUUUCAGUUGUUUCAUUUAAUUGAUCUACUUAACUGAAAGAAAAUGUAUAGAGGAAAUUAUUUCUUUACAGUUUUUGUUUCUUUGUUGUACUAUUUUAUUAGUUUUAGAAAUUGAGUUAUAAAUAUUAAAGCACGGUUAUCUCUAGAUAUCUUGGUCAGUAAAGUAUAAAGUGAUAAUAUCUAUUAGGAUUGUACUAUACAGGAUAAGCUAUUACUUUAUGAACUAGGUUAUAGAAAAACAACCAAAACGAAAGCUAUGUAAAAAAAGGAACUAACAAGUGUAUGCUAUAUUAAUGUAUUAUAGUUUCCAGUCCUCUACACAAUGGUUAUAACUGAGCUAGUUUAAGUAUCGGCUCAUCAAUACUGGAAAUAAUCAAAUACAUUUUGUUACAAACUGUACUUCUACAGAAUGAAAUACCAAUGGUGGAAUAAGUCACUACAUUGUAAUUAUUGUAUCCAUAGGUCUUGCACUAAAUGUUUAUUGUUUUUGAUAGAAAUACCAAAUAACCCAUAGGCUUUAAGAUUCAAGUUUUACUUAAUGUUUCCAUACUUAGUGAUGUAUAAUAUAGUUGAUUCUUUUGAAAAUAACAUUGAAAAAAAUUUGAAUUUAUAGAGUACCUGAUUUAGGGAAGUUGUUAUAAAUUUCAUUGAGAGCCAGUUUUUUUUAGAAAUAAAUAACUAAUUUUCACAGUGCAUUACAGAUGAAUGUUAUUUACUUGUUUAAAAAAUGUUUUUGGUAUUGUCACUAUACAGAUAUUGUGGUGCUGAAGAGUAGAAUGUUUGUAUCAUUCUGUCUAGAAAAACCUGCUAAUAAAAAUGUGUUUUAAGUAGCAAUA
Messenger RNA from Limulus polyphemus (Atlantic horseshoe crab), 7227 nucleotides. Its product is annotated as mitochondrial coenzyme A transporter SLC25A42-like. The record is from RefSeq and is a predicted model, not a curated record. Lineage: Eukaryota; Metazoa; Arthropoda; Merostomata; Xiphosura; Limulidae. Gene Ontology annotation, biological process: transmembrane transport. The transcript is spliced from 8 exons. Bases 142 to 1182 code for a protein of 346 amino acids.